CUUUUUCAAAAAAUCCCCCCUAAAUUAGAGACGUUGACAAGAGAAAAGGAUCUUUGCCUGAACACAUCCACCACCUGCUCCACGGUUUGCAAGUCAGUAGCUAGCUGUUAAGCUGGCUGGAAGCUGAAACGGAGGUCAUCGGCUGUAUUCCGGAUGUUACAGAAUAGAAUCUGCAAUUUAUAAUUCAUAAUAUCCAGAAGGGAUGGAAGACCACAACAUGGAAGGAGCUCGCCAGGUUCUUGUCCAUGAAAUGAUGAAGACCAAGCCAAAUGCAUCCCUUGUGAAGAAAGAGAUGGACGUGACCUUUGCUCUUCAUAGAAAGGAGUUUGUCAAAGAUAAGCCUGUCAUCAGCCAAAUGUUACAGCGAUGGCCAGCUCUUUUCACAGAAAGUCAGGUAUAUCAUGAGUUUAGCAGGGUGGUGGGGGAAAAUCUGAGAGACUUCUUUGAUGCACUAGACCAUAUCUCUACAAAUUUAAUGGAGAUCUUCAAGAAGAAGAAAGGCCUCACUGGUCAGCUUUUGGCUGAACUUUUACGGCUAACAAAGACCUCUGAAACAACCGACAUCAGACGCCUUUGCCUUCGGGGACUGCCAAUCAUUUUAGGAGAUGAUUCUUCUGCCUUCUUCAAGACGUGCUCUGAUGCAGCUGACAAAGAGGCUUACAAUGAGACUCCGGUUGGGAUCAUCAUUAUCGGGGAGGAAAACUCACCACUGAACCCAUCCAGACUGGGGAUCGUCCUGGAAGGGAACGUGGUGUUUGAUGGACCGGCCAACCUUCCUCAGGCCUUCUGUGUCCUUUUUGGACUGACGUAUGCACUGCAUUUGGACUAUCUCAAAUACAUGAAGAACACUUUCCUCUUUGUCCAGCAAGUGAUGUUCAACUUGGGUAAAAGUCAGCUGCCACCCAAAAUUCAGACUCUGAAAAACCAGCUUGCAGAGUAAAUUGGGGUUAAGCUACUGUUCUAGAUGUCAUGUGUUUUUGUGAGCUUGCACUUUAAGAAACUACAUUUUAAUGUAAGAUUUUUGGUAUUGCCACUGAUUUCACUUCUUUCAUUUUUAUUUCAGGCUGUUGGUAAUAUUUAGAAAAAAAUCGUAAUUUUAGGAUUAUUGUGAACUUUGCUUUCAGAUUAUUCUGCUGCAAUUUCAAGCAGAUGCUCGUUUUUCUUUUUUGCAAACUUCAGGUCAUUCUCAUUUGCCUGUGUACCAGCCUCCCUAAAGUAUCAGUGACCAGUUGACCUAUAUAUAUAUACCUUUGUUGCAAUGUUGAAGCUUAAAAAAAUGAAGUAAAAUAAAGACGUCAAUUUUCUGACAUUA
This is a messenger RNA of Alosa alosa (allis shad), 1312 nucleotides long. RefSeq lists its product as uncharacterized. Lineage: Eukaryota; Metazoa; Chordata; Actinopteri; Clupeiformes; Clupeidae. The record is from RefSeq and is a predicted model, not a curated record. Bases 203 to 940 code for a protein of 245 amino acids. The transcript is spliced from 6 exons.